Dinoponera quadriceps is the source of this 2089-nucleotide messenger RNA. Its product is annotated as zinc finger protein 90-like. NCBI's taxonomy places the organism in Eukaryota, Metazoa, Arthropoda, Insecta, Hymenoptera, Formicidae. The record is from RefSeq and is a predicted model, not a curated record. Gene Ontology annotation, biological process: regulation of transcription by RNA polymerase II. Gene Ontology annotation, molecular function: RNA polymerase II cis-regulatory region sequence-specific DNA binding; DNA-binding transcription factor activity. The transcript has 5 exons. Bases 209 to 1645 code for a protein of 478 amino acids.
CACUCAAUGGACGCUCUAAUACUGAAUUCAGUAGUGUUGUUGGUUAUUCGUCUGUAUCGUUGAUCAGUAUUUCCGCGUUAAAGUUGUGAAAUUUGUUUUGUUUUUAGGUUAUUGGCUAUUUAUACAUGUUAUAUAUUUAUACAGGUUAUUCAGUUAAUGAAAUAAUAUUCCUCAUCAUUGUGUCGCAGAACUACUUCAACAAGCUACAAUGAUAAUCUGUUCAGCUACAGGUUGUCCUUCUAGCCAAACUAUAAAGAUUGACGGCAGGCCAAUCUCGUUUUAUCCUUUCCCAGAAGAUGAUCUUAGGAAGAAUCAGUGGAUUCACAAUUGUAACCUAGCUUCCGGUGUUAAUGAUAAUGAACCAAUGCAUCUCUGUGAGCUACAUUUUGAAAGAAUCAACUUUACUGCAUCCAGGGACUUAAAGUCAAGUGCUGUUCCCACUUUGUUUGGUAGAAUAAAAGAACCUUCGAGAAAACAUAAGGCAGAUAGUGCAUCACAAAUACUAUUGCCAAAAAUACUACCAAAGCAGAAAAAAUUAGAUGAACAAUCAUAUGUUACAGCAAUGUCAUCUGAAAAUACAUCCUUGCAACACAUGACUGAAAAUUCAGUUAGUAACAAUAAAGCUGAUAUGUCAAAUAACAAUGUGACAGCUGUGAAUGGUUCUGCCGCAUCGACUACCACAGGUGAAAACUGCGAGAAAAAUAAGGAAAUAUAUCGCUUGACAAUACAGAUUGAUAAAAUACGAGGUAAACCAGGCCCACGGUGUAAAAAGCUAGUUCCACCUUUAUUGAAGUCAAAUGAUAUGAAAGACUUCUCGACGGGCAAUGAGAAGGAGAAAAUUCAGUUAUUACAGAGCCCUACAAAGAAGGCCUGUGCGCUAGGUAGCUGCAAACUAAGAAAAUGUGUAUGCAAUUCAAAGCUGGCGUUUCAAUGCGAGAUAUGCAAUAAGUAUUACGUCACGAAGAAAGAAGUGAGCCCAGAUGACGUGGAUAAUUUUAUACAUCACUCGAAUUCUCUUGGCUUGCAAUGCUUAUCAAAUGUAUACCAAGAAGCCAAGAAGCAUUUUCUUUGCGAUAUAUGCCAGACAGAGAGCAAUACUCAGUUGAUGUACGAUAAGCACGUGAGGUGCCACGUUAGUACUGAUCCCUCGUAUCCAUACAAAUGUCAUCUAUGUGCGAGGAUAUUUGAGCUGAAAGAAGAUGUUAAGCAGCACUAUUUAAACGAUCAUCCCAGAUUGAAGAUACUGAACACCUUACGUCAAAUCACCUCGUCUACGAAAGUAACCGCUCAACAGAACGAUCACUUGUGUCCGAGUUGUAAUGUUUCUUUCAGCAAUGAACAAGCUUAUAGGAAUCAUAUGUACUCCCAUAAAAAGAAAGAAAGUUUGAGAGCUAACAUCAAAGAGACCAACAACAUUAUUCCGGUGCCAAAUCCUCUAACCGGUCAAAUAGGCAUCCUACAGCCAGUAAAGUUUAGCUGUAACGUAUGCUUCAAAGAAUUUGAUAAUGUCGGAGAAGUUGAUAUACAUACGAGGACUCACUUGAAGCAAAACCUGUCCCGCGCAUACCCCUGUCCAAUCUGCUCGAAGGCCUUUAUCAAUAAGACUACUUUGAAAAUUCAUCAAAAGACGCACGGUGAAACAUAAGCAUUGUACUGCUGUGUUCACAUUUUGACACACUACUACUACUCUAAUACGCAAAUAUAUUAUUUUUCAAAAGACUCUCAUACAUGAAAUAAACAAAUCAUGCAGUGGAAUUUUAUUCAUACUUGUGUCUGGCUGGCACAAUCGAUGUGUUUUAAUUACAUUCUUUUUGCAUAAUCGUACGACGUGUAUCGCUUAAAGAGUUACGUACCACUUACACUUAGCGUAGUACGUGAGGAAGUAAUAUGUUCACAGCAACUGCUGAAUAUGUUCACAGAAAAUAUUGUCGAGUAUAUUUGUCAAGUAAAAUUGCGUUUGAUUUGUAUAUGUUUUGUAUAAUUCGCCUCUUGUGGCUUCUCUUCCUUAUGUAAUUGUGACAAUGGAAUAUUUGUGGGAAGGAAUAUAUUGACACGAAUAAAUUUCUGUAAAUAUCGAAUUGAUACGUUA